Sphaeramia orbicularis (orbiculate cardinalfish) is the source of this 4057-nucleotide messenger RNA. RefSeq names its product glycine dehydrogenase (decarboxylating) (gene gldc). Gene Ontology annotation, biological process: glycine decarboxylation via glycine cleavage system. Gene Ontology annotation, molecular function: glycine dehydrogenase (decarboxylating) activity; glycine binding; lyase activity. Gene Ontology annotation, cellular component: glycine cleavage complex; mitochondrion. NCBI's taxonomy places the organism in Eukaryota, Metazoa, Chordata, Actinopteri, Kurtiformes, Apogonidae. The record is from RefSeq and is a predicted model, not a curated record.
GUUGGCAGAGCGUCCUGCAGGGCUCGCAUCAGUCUCAGUGGGGGGAAACUCUGCUGAGUGAGGGGAGAGGAAGAAAAAAAAAAACAAAAAAAAAAAAACAAAAAAAAAAAGGAAAGAGGCUUCACCGGUUUCUGCACACUUGUCUUGUGAAGUGAUUUAAAGAUGCAGAGCUGCGCCAGGUCCUGGGGGAUCUUCUUGGCCAAGUCGGUGAAUCCCAGCGCACCGUGCAGGCAUCUGAGUAACAAGAGCCGCGUGGUGUGGAAACUUCAGAGCAGGAUCCGAAACAGCACGGCAUCCUGUCCAACAGCAGCCCGAGGUCUGAGGACGUCUGCAGCCGCCUGCUCCAGACAGAUAGAGAGAAUAUUACCCAGACAUGAUGAUUUUGCAGAAAGGCACAUCGGUCCAGGUGAGAGGGAGAAGAGAGAAAUGCUGGAUGUUUUGGAGCUCGAGUCAAUCGACCAGUUGAUCGAAAACACCGUUCCAGCUUCCAUCCGUAUGAACCGGAGUAUGAAAAUGGAUGAUCCGAUUUGUGAGAAUGAAGUUUUGGAGACUUUACAGAAGAUUGCAUCAAAUAACAAGGUUUGGCGCUCCUACAUUGGCAUGGGCUACUACAACUGCUCCGUCCCACCACCCAUUCAGCGUAACCUGUUGGAGAAUGCAGGAUGGGUGACACAAUACACGCCCUACCAGCCAGAGGUCUCUCAGGGUCGUCUUGAGUCCCUUCUCAACUAUCAGACAAUGAUCUGUGACAUCACGGGCAUGCCUGUGUCCAACGCCUCUCUGCUGGACGAGGGGACGGCCGCCGCUGAGGCCAUGCAGCUCUGCCACAGACAGAACAAAAGAAGGACCUUCUACAUUGACCCACGAUGCCAUCCUCAGACCAUUGCUGUGGUGCAGACCAGAGCUAACUACAUCGGGGUAAAAACUGAACUUAAGCUUCCUCAUGAGAUGGACUUCAGUGGGAAGGAUGUGAGUGGUGUGCUCUUCCAGUAUCCAGACACUGAUGGCCGGGUGGAGGACUUCACUGCCCUUGUGGAUCGAGCACACAAAGGAGGGGCUCUGGCUUGCUGUGCUACAGAUCUGCUCGCCCUCUGCAUACUGCGUCCUCCUGGAGAGUUCGGAGUCGACAUCGCACUAGGCAGCUCCCAGAGAUUCGGCGUUCCUCUGUGUUACGGCGGCCCACACGCUGCCUUUUUUGCUGUUAAAGACAACCUGGUUCGGAUGAUGCCUGGCAGAAUGGUCGGAGUCACCAGAGAUGCAGCGGGUAAAGAAGUGUACCGACUAGCUCUGCAAACAAGAGAGCAGCACAUCCGCAGAGACAAAGCAACCAGCAACAUCUGCACGGCACAGGCUCUGUUGGCCAACAUGGCUGCUAUGUUUGCACUAUAUCACGGUCCUCAGGGUCUUAAACACAUCGCGGAAAGGACACACAAUGCUGUUCUGAUCCUUGCAGAAGGUCUGAAAAGAGCAGGACACAGGCUGCACAGUGAAAUGUUCUUUGACACACUCAAGAUCAACUGUAGCGUGGCAGCCAAAGACAUCCUGGAGCGGGCUGUGCAGAGGGAGAUAAACCUAAGAGUCUACAGUGAGGGAGUGUUGGGAGUCUCUCUGGAUGAAACGGUGACUGAGAGGGAUCUGGAUGACUUACUCUGGGUCUUUGGCUGUGAAUCUUCAGCUGAGCUGAUUGCUGAGAAGAUGGGUGAGCGGGUGAAGGGUAUCAUGGGAAGUCCUUUCAAGAGGACAAGCAAGUACCUCACACACCAGGUCUUCAAUAGUUACCACUCUGAGACUAACAUAGUGCGAUACAUGAAACGUCUGGAGAACAAAGACAUCUCUCUGGUCCACAGCAUGAUCCCACUGGGCUCCUGCACCAUGAAGCUGAACAGUUCUUCAGAGCUCAUGCCCAUCACCUGGAGGGAGUUUUCCAACAUCCACCCCUUUGUGCCUUUGGACCAGGCAGAAGGCUACCAGAAACUCUUCAGACAGCUGGAGAAAGACCUGUGUGAAGUGACUGGAUAUGACAAGAUCUCCUUCCAGCCAAACAGUGGAGCUCAGGGAGAAUACGCUGGCCUGGCUGCUAUAAAAGCCUAUCUGAACUCAAAGGGGGAAAGAAACAGAACAGUUUGUCUGAUCCCCAAGUCGGCGCACGGCACCAACCCAGCCAGCGCUCAGAUGGCCGGCAUGAAGGUGCAGGUGGUGGAAGUAGACAAAGAUGGAAACAUUGACCUGGCACACCUCAAAGCCCUGGUGGACAAACACAAGGCGAGCCUGGCAGCCAUGAUGAUCACCUACCCCUCCACAUUCGGUGUAUUUGAAGAACACAUCCGAGAUGUAUGUGAUCUCAUUCACCAGAACGGCGGUCAGGUGUACCUGGAUGGAGCCAACAUGAACGCUCAGGUGGGCCUGUGUCGUCCUGGGGAUUAUGGCUCUGAUGUGUCUCACUUGAACUUGCACAAAACCUUCUGCAUCCCUCAUGGUGGAGGAGGACCUGGCAUGGGGCCCAUUGGAGUGAAGGCCCACCUAGCUCCCUUCCUGCCGAGUCACCCGGUGGUUUCCAUGCAGUCGGUCAACACCAGCAGCUCGCUGGGCACAAUCAGUGCUGCUCCCUGGGGCUCCAGUGCCAUCCUGCCAAUCUCUUGGGCGUACAUCAAGAUGAUGGGCUCUAAGGGACUGCUUCACGCCACAGAAGUCGCCAUCCUCAACGCUAACUACAUGGCCAAGAGGAUGGAAGGUCACUAUAAGGUCCUUUACAGGGGCAGAAAAGGCUUUGUUGCCCAUGAGUUCAUUCUGGACGUGAGGCCUUUUAAGAAAACUGCUAAUAUUGAGGCUGUUGAUGUGGCCAAGAGGCUGCAAGAUUACGGCUUCCACGCUCCCACUAUGUCCUGGCCUGUGGCUGGAACCCUCAUGAUUGAGCCCACUGAGUCCGAAGACAAGGCAGAGAUGGACCGAUUCUGCGACGCCCUGCUCGGCAUCCGACAGGAGAUCGCAGACAUUGAGGAGGGAAGGAUGGACUCGCGCAUCAACCCUCUGAAGAUGGCCCCUCACUCUCUGGCCUGCAUAUCGUCCUCCAACUGGGACACGUACUCAGGGGAACACGCCGCUUUUCCCCUGCCUUUCAUUAAACAUGAGACCAAAUUCUGGCCGACCAUCUCCAGGAUCGACGACAUCUACGGCGACCAGCACCUCGUGUGCACCUGCCCGCCCAUGGAGGUCUACGAGUCCCCAUACGAGGAGAAGAGAGCCUCCUCAUAGACGCUCUCUCCAAGUCCGGCAUGAGCUCAAAGCGGGUGAACCCUCACAGACUUCAAAACAACCCGUUUACUUGGCGAAAACUUGAGAGCUGGAGGGUGCAAGGACUCAAAAUGUUAUGGUGUAAAAAUGAUUUUAACUCCGGCAGAGUACAUGAACUAAGAACACUUGAUUUCUUUCUCUGGUUAUUCCUGUUUUUAACUUUAAAGUCCUGUAAAUUGUAGAGUCACACUGCAAAUAAGACAAAGUCUGCAAAACAUACUUAGUGCAUCACUGGUGGAUUGUCUGAACUGUCUUAGAAAUGGGUUUUUUAAAGUCUGUGAGGUGGACAUUUGGACCGGGCUUUUUCUAACUGCACCCAAUCUACCAGAGUUUUAGGCUUUUUCCCCAACUCGAACUCUUCCAACGGACCAAAGGUGCAACUUUUGCUUUAAGUCGCAAAAAUAAGCGCACCCUUCCACACCAAGGCCGCUCCACACUGCACCUGAGAAUGACUGACUGUACCCUGAACACCAACGCAAAGACCAACAUGCAGUUCAUUCCUCCAUCCAGUGCCUCUGUUGUGUAAAAUUGCUGCCUUUACCCCCCCCCCCCCCUCCUUUUUUUCCCCUUCAAAUACCUGACAAAUAAUAGAUAAGUUUGUUGUAGGUUUUUGUUAAUAUGCAUCUAUUGUAUGAAAAUGUGUUAGUGCGUGUCAUGACAUUUGUUGGCCACAUAGAUGAAAAUAGUUUUACCAUUAAUUUAAAUGAACUGUUUUCUAAUCUUAACUGUUGUCUUAAGCAAAUCUGUAUAAACGUUUUUGACAUUU